AUGCUUGUGGUGCCGAGAAGGGGGGAGCCUUCGAACACGGAGGUACUUGAGGCCGAGCUUCCCGAUGUACCAUGGAGAAGCUUCUUGCGGCGUAGCUAUGUCGCAGGAGCUUCCUAUUGGCCUUGUGUGGAGGAACGCCUCAAACAAAAGCCUGAAGCAACUCCAAUGGGAUUUCCAAUGUGGACCAUUCAAGGCUUUGCCUCUGUCCUGGAGACACAGCACGUGAUGAACUUCCUCAACUCCAGGGCUUUGCCUCCUCAGCCCAACCAGGAGCACCUGGAGCACGGUGUGUCGUGUCUUCUUCUCCAUCUGGCAUGGAGCUGGGAGCCCGAAGUGACGACAAGUUCCGCGCCACAAGCUGAAGGUUGUGUGGCUGCCUUUGAGUUUGAAGGAGCUUUGGGUGAAUGA
Molecule: messenger RNA, 408 nt
Organism: Durusdinium trenchii
Lineage: Eukaryota; Dinophyceae; Suessiales; Symbiodiniaceae
Source: the annotation of a GenBank genome assembly